Caenorhabditis angaria is the source of this 1093-nucleotide messenger RNA. NCBI's taxonomy places the organism in Eukaryota, Metazoa, Nematoda, Chromadorea, Rhabditida, Rhabditidae. The record is from the annotation of a GenBank genome assembly.
AUGAUCGAGAAAAAUAAUGUGAGUGGAAAAUUCUCGCAGAAAAGAUUUUAAGAAUUUUAUUUCAGAAAACAUUAGAAAUUGUCAAAAAUCAAUGUGUAUCAAUGGAUGUACUGAGAAAAAUGUUGGAAAAACAGAUCAAAAAGUAAUAUCGUUUUUUUAUAAAAAAAAACUUUAAAAAAACUAUAUAUUUUUUGCAGCAACAUAUCAUUGUUAAAAGAGGGUGAAGUUGUCGUGAAUUCUGUAAAUGAUCAGAAAACUGAGUUUGUUGAGGAUUUUAAAAGUUUUCUGAAAAAUCGGAGAGAAAUCAAAGAGACGGCGGAUAGCGAAUUAGAUGCGAAAAUCAAUGAAUUUUUGAAAAUGUAUGAGGAAUUGCUGAAAAAAUGGUUGGAUAUUGAUGAGAAAAUGAAAGAGGGACAAGAGAUUGUGAGUUUUCCAAUUUGAAAAAAAUCAGGAUUUUUGAACUUCAAAAUGGCAGAUGACAUUAGUAAAACUGAACAUGGAAGAAAAAACACUCUUUCAGAAUUAAAAAUUAAGAAUUUUAGAAUUACUGUAGAUUCUCGCUCCUAAUCAUUAUAUAGAACUCUCUGGUUUUUUGUCCAAGAAACUGGGGUUACUGUGGGGUUUUUUUUGCAAAUAAUUUAAUAAUUUUUCAACCUGAAAUGGUUCAAUAUAAUUGCAGACUCUCCAUCAAAGUUCUAUCACUUGUGAUUGCAAUCUAAACAUUUUUUAGGCGAGUGAACACGAUCAAUUGAUGAGUGAAAUGGAAAUAUGUGAGGCAAAAUAUGAUGAAUUUCGUGUGAAAUUGGCAAAAUCUCUGACUCGUCGUGUCCCUCCACUAUUUCCUUCAAAAGCUGAGAAUCCUCAAAUCAUCAACAAAAACCAGAAAAUCUACAAGCCUCUUGAAAUCGAAAUAACCACAUGUAUUUCGCGUGUCAAACGUGAUUUAACUGGGCUUAGAACCAAUUGGAACACUCGUCAAUUUGUCAAUCUUUAUACGGAAAAAUUGAUUGAUCAAGGAUGUUUGGUUUGUGAAAUGUUGCUCGAUGAAUUUCCGCAACGUGGAUUGGGAGCCUAUUUGGAUACAUUAAAAUAA